Diaporthe citri is the source of this 1308-nucleotide messenger RNA. RefSeq lists its product as uncharacterized. The transcript is spliced from 2 exons. The coding region runs from base 1 to 1308 and encodes 435 amino acids. Lineage: Eukaryota; Fungi; Ascomycota; Sordariomycetes; Diaporthales; Diaporthaceae. The record is from RefSeq and is a predicted model, not a curated record.
AUGGCCACUAUAUCUGUGCCCAACCCGAGGAAUCCGGCUAACGAUGGCAAAUAUAUCGGGGAGUGCAGCAAGCUCGCCUUGAUGCCGUGGAGGAUAGAUACGCGCAUACUGGGCUACCCAGAUCCAGAGGUCCGCUUACGAGCGAGGAGAGUGAUGUUAUCGAUCAACCAGUUCAUCUACAUCAAGUCUGAGUCUGUCAACCUGCGACCUAUAUUCCACGCUUCCCAGGUCCCGAUUGCUGCUCUGACGCUCGGAAGAUAUGCCCGAGGCCGCGUGGAAGAGCUCUCCGAAUUCUUCAUCGUCACCCAUCAGAUCGAGAGGCUAGGAGGCGUCUGCUCUUCGAUAACAAGCACCGCAAAGCCAUGGGGCCGGACUCACCGGUCCCUCGAGAGGCUUGAUCUGAUUGUUCACGGCCGCCCUCGACUGCAGGAAUUCGUCAUUCUCCGCAGGGAUCUUGCCCUUUUCUGCAAGGCUCUUGAUGGCGCUGACAGCGGUUAUCAUCGCUUUGGGGCAUGUACCCGGCAUACACUUACGGUCCACGACAAUAAACCUGCCGAAGACAUUCCGGUCUUGGACCCGUCAAAUUUUCUGAAGCCCUACCUGGAUACACUCCACGGUUUUAAGGACUUCACCAUCCAUGGCAGUAUAAAGCCGGACGUGGCCCGGGACAUCGAGACGAGCGUGAGCGGUCAAAUCGCAACGCCCCGGAUUCAGGACAUCCUUGAAGAUGUGAAUCGCAAGAUGAGCCAAGCCGAUGGAUAUCUGAACCUCGAACGGCCCAUACAAGCCGCUCACACCUACGCGAGGGCGUCGCAAGGACUGGUCUGGCUGUACAGCAGAGGUAUUCUUCCACGCGGAACCGAUUUCUCGCCUUGUCCGGAACUAGCCGAGCUGUUCUUCGAGCUGGACCUGCGACAGGCCGAGGCAUGGUUGAUCGUGAUGCAGAAGAGGCAUGACGCCGCCGAGGGCGUCAUACGAAGCAUGCCUGAAAAGGCACAGUCCCGCGGCGACCAUCUCGAGGACCGAGGCGACCCGACGAAGUACUCGAGCCUAGUGGACCUCGUACAUGGCACCGUAAUCCACCAAAUCCCCCCGCCGCUCGAGCACAGGCCGAGUCUCCACCAGGCCGCCACCCAGCUGUAUCACACGGUGAAGGCCGAGCGGCUCGGCGACCGCGGGACCGUGUUUACCUGGACAAAUAUUAACAAUGCUCUUCGCAUGGCGCCGGACGAUGAUGAGAUCCGCCGUGAAGCUGAAUUGAUUCGUAGGCGCAUGUCGCCCUGGACUCUGCGAUGGAUACCAGAGUGA